This is a messenger RNA of Fonsecaea erecta, 1728 nucleotides long. RefSeq lists its product as hypothetical. The record is from RefSeq and is a predicted model, not a curated record. The coding region runs from base 1 to 1728 and encodes 575 amino acids. Gene Ontology annotation, cellular component: membrane. Gene Ontology annotation, biological process: magnesium ion transport. The transcript is spliced from 2 exons. Lineage: Eukaryota; Fungi; Ascomycota; Eurotiomycetes; Chaetothyriales; Herpotrichiellaceae. Gene Ontology annotation, molecular function: magnesium ion transmembrane transporter activity.
AUGGGUCAACUCGGUGACAUCUCGCCUCAGGGCACCAUUGCUAUUGGGAUCUUCGUCGGCCUCCUGUCCACUUCUGUCCAGUCCCUGGGUCUGACCCUCCAGCGAAAGUCGCACCUCAUCGAAGAUGCCAAAGACCACUCCGAGCCGCGGAUCCCUCCCUACAAGAGACGACGAUGGCAAUUGGGCAUGUUGAUGUUCAUCGUGUCCAACUUGGUGGGCAGCACAAUCCAGAUCACCACGUUGCCCUUGCCUGUGCUCUCGACCCUACAGGCUUCAGGGCUGGUCUUUAACACCGCGUUCGCCACUCUCUUGCUCGGCGAACCUUUCACCCAUUUCUCUUUUGUGGGCACAAUCCUGACAUGUUCGGGGGCGGGCUUGAUCGCCACGUUUGGGGCGAUUGGUGAGCCGGCGCAUAACUUGCACCAAUUGCUCGGUCUGCUGAGCAAGCGCAACUUCAUCGCCUGGAUGGUUGGCACAAUGAUGGUGGUCGUGGCCACCAUCUUGUUCGCUCACGUCCUGAAGAUGUGGUCGUCCCACAAGCGGAUCGUGGAAAGUCUGCCAAAGAGCGAGAGACCUCGAGAAGGAUCAUCCAGUACUGACCGCCCUCGCAUCCUCUCUCGGUCUUUCACCGCUCAACUCCCUCAACCGCUGAAACUACGUGUCAGUCGUCUGCGGCUCGCGCGAGGCUUGUCCUAUGCUCUGAUCUCGGGCAUCUUGUCUGCACAUUCUCUUCUCGUGGCCAAAUCCGCUGUGGAGCUCCUUGUUAGGACCAUUGUCGACCACAAGAACCAAUUCGACCGAUUUCAGUCAUGGCUCAUCCUGGUGGCGCUCCUCUUCUUUGCCUUGACGCAGUUAUAUUACUUGCACCUUGGUCUUCGGCUGUGCAGUACCAGCGUAUUAUACCCCUUCGUGUUUUGCAUUUACAACAUUAUUGCAAUUCUAGACGGCCUGAUUUAUUUCCAACAAGGAUCGAGGUUGAGCUCGCUCCAUGCAGGGCUGGUGGCGUUGGGUACGGUUAUACUUCUUUCUGGUGUUCUGGCAUUGUCGUGGAGAUUGGAUGAUACGACACCCGCAGAAGCGCCCUACCAGACGCCCUCCCCACGAACUCCGCUGACGCCAGGAAUGGGAAUAUUGCGGUCACCCGUGGACGAAAGGGCUCCACUACUAUCAACAGGACGGAAGAGGAGCUACACCGCUGAUUCAAGACGAUCAGUGGACGAGCAGGCGCCCCUCGUUGUUAACCGUGCCCGCCCGCCUACACUUUCGAUUCAUGCACCGCCACCCGACACUGACACGGAGGGUAUCUGGGCAGAGUUGGACGACCAGGAGCGCCAGGAUGAUUACCUUGCAUCUCUGCCUCGAACGCCGUCGCCCUUCCUGGCACACAACUCCAUGACCCGUCAGAGGGGCGACUCGGCCUCCUCACAAGCUAUUUCAACAGAGAGCGAACACAACUCGGACCCGUCAAAAGUCGUCCCUUCGAAAGAUCGACACAUAUCGUCUCAAGGGGGCAAGGAUGCCCAUCGAAGGCGAAGCAGUGCUCCCGGAACUGGUCGGCGCGAACCGACCCAUUCUCAAGUCCACGCCCGUCAUAGAAGUACAUCCGUUCGGUUCGUCGACGAUAGAGACCAGGGAAAUGAUAGUAACGGCGAUGAUCAACUUGCACGACAGCCUGUUCGUAGUCGAUACGAUUACAGUGGCGCUCAAGACAAAGAAAAUGGACUGUAA